CAAAGAGUAAAAGGCCACACACACACACUCACUCACUCACUCACAUGGAGCAAAAGGGGAAUCUUGAAAUGAAAGACAGUGUCUCUUCUUUGUCCGUGUCUGUUUCUGCCCAUCUGGGCACACACACCACAUACACUCUAUUAUAUGUAUCUAUAUGUGUAUAUGUACACAUGUAGAUAGAGACUAGAGGCAACCUCUAUGAACAAUGUUAGAAAAAAAAAAUCUAGUAAAGUAGCAGUUAGUUGAACCACAAUUUGUUAGCAUUAUUCUGCCUCCAAUCUUUGUACUAUUUUUCACACUUUUUUGCUUCUUUUUUAAUUCAGCCCACAAAAGCUUCUUGCUUUUGGAUUGGACUGUGGGAGUUGAAGAAGAUUCUUGGUUUCAAGAAAGCUGUAUUAGAUUAGAGCUUCCACAUUGUAUUAAUAUCAUCAUCUUCUUGGGAAAGGAAAGCAGUUGUGGGGACUCUCUUGAUAGGAUAUUGAGAUGAGAAGAAGAACAGGGGUAGAGAGAAUCGUUCUUUGCUUUUUUGUGUAUCUUCUUGUGAUAUCAGCUGAUGGUGCUGAUAUAAAGAAAUUGAAUCUAUGGCCAAUGCCAAAGUCAGUUAGCUACGGUCAUGGAACUCUCUAUCUUAGUAAUGAUUUUAAGCUGAACACCAAAGGGAGCAAGUUUUUUGAUGCUUCUGGAAUUCUGAAGGAUGCAUUCUUGAGGUCAAUCGAUGUUGUCAGAGCAACUCAUGUGAUUGAGGCCAAUACUUCCAAGAUUGAUGCUUCCUUGGUGCUGAAAGGAAUUCAUAUUGUUGUCUUUUCGCCAUCUGAUGAGUUGCAACAUGGUAUUGACGAGUCGUACCACCUACAUAUCCCUGCCCAGGGAAAUCCGCUUUACGCACAUCUUGAGGCACAAACUGUUUAUGGAGCUUUUCAUGGGCUGCAGACGUUCAGCCAAGUCUGCCAUUUUGACAUGAAGUCAAGAGGGAUUAUGGUCCAUCAGGUUCCGUGGACCAUUGUUGAUCAGCCAAGGUUCUCAUAUCGUGGGCUUUUGAUUGAUACCUCCAGGCAUUAUCAGCCUUUGCCAGUUAUAAAGAAGGUCAUUGAUUCUAUGACUUAUGCCAAGCUGAAUGUGCUGCAUUGGCAUAUUGUGGAUACGCAAUCUUUCCCUCUUGAAAUACCGUCGUAUCCGAAGCUGUGGAAUGGUGCAUAUUCCAUGUCAGAACGGUAUACAAUUGCUGACGCUGUGGAGAUUGUAAGCUAUGCUAAGAAACGAGGAAUCAAUGUAUUGGCUGAAAUUGAUGUUCCUGGACAUGCUCAAUCCUGGGGGGUAGGGUAUCCUUCUUUGUGGCCUUCAGCAGAUUGUAAGGAGCCACUUGACGUCAGCAACGAGUUCACGUUCAAAUUAAUAGACGGGAUUCUUUCAGAUUUCAGCAAGAUCUUCAAGUAUAAAUUUAUUCAUCUGGGAGGCGACGAAGUGAAUACUAGUUGCUGGCAGUCGACUCCUCAUGUGCGGACAUGGUUAAGGAGACAUGGCAUGGAUGGUUCCAAGGCUUAUCAGUAUUUUGUGUUGCGAGCACAGAAGAUAGCAUUAUCUCAUGGAUAUGAAAUCAUAAACUGGGAAGAGACUUUCAACAACUUUGGCAGUAAGUUGAGCCGAAAAACUGUGGUUCAUAAUUGGCUUGGUAGUGGUGUUGCUCAACAAGUGGUCAAGGCCGGGCUACGUUGCAUCGUGAGCAACCAAGACAAGUGGUACUUGGAUCAUUUGGAUGCCCUGUGGCAAGAUUUCUACACAAACGAGCCGCUAACAAAUAUCACUGACCCCAGGCAACAAGCCUUGGUCCUUGGUGGAGAGGUCUGCGCGUGGGGCGAACACAUCGAUGCGUCUGAUAUCGAGCAGACGAUAUGGCCACGGGCCGCAGCAGCUGCAGAGAGGCUAUGGACGAGUUAUGAGAAGCUUGCCAAGGAUCCAGAGCAAGUCCGGGGCCGAUUAUCGUAUUUUAGGUGUCUAUUGAAUCAAAGGGGCGUUGCUGCAGCUCCAUUGGACGGACUUGGCCGAGCAGCGCCGGAGGAGCCGGGCUCUUGUUACUUGCAAUAGUGACAUACAUGGUUUGCGAACGAAGUAUUUGAACAAGACAUUUUACCCUCCAAUUGUAAAUGCAACUGUUGGUGGUGAUAAAUCAUAAUAGUUUCAAAUCACUACAUUCACUGUCAGUUUUUUCAACGGUAAUAAUAAUAACAAGUUAUU
Molecule: messenger RNA, 2232 nt
Organism: Sesamum indicum (sesame)
Lineage: Eukaryota; Viridiplantae; Streptophyta; Magnoliopsida; Lamiales; Pedaliaceae
Gene: HEXO3
Product: beta-hexosaminidase 3
Biological process (GO): glycosaminoglycan metabolic process; carbohydrate metabolic process
Cellular component (GO): membrane
Molecular function (GO): beta-N-acetylhexosaminidase activity
Source: RefSeq, a predicted model, not a curated record